UCUCCCAAUCGCUUGGUCUCCUCCUCCCCCAGACGGCUAUAGAUCAGAUGACCAGCAAGCUCUGUUUUCCAAUGCUUUCUGCAUUCCUGGCUGCCAGCUUCAGCUGCUAAAGGGGCUGCUGCCACCUUCUGCCAUCUACACAGCUCAGGAAAAGAAAGGGACCUCAAACCUUCCAGAUCCCUUCCUCUCCCAGGAAACUAUUGAGCACAGGAAUAAAGAUGACUGCUAUACCAGUAGAUGAUUGCAUCAACUUUGUGGGAAUGAAAUUUAUUGACAAUACACUUUACUUUGUAGCUGACAGUGAUGAAAACCUGGAAACAGAUUACUUUGGCAAGCUUGAACAUAAACUCUCAAUCUUACGAAACUUGAACGACCAAGUUCUCUUCAUUAACCAGGGAGAUCAACCUGUGUUUGAGGAUAUGCCUGAUUCUGACUGUACAGAUAAUGCACCCCGGACUGAAUUUAUCAUAUAUAUGUAUAAAGAUAGCCUCACUAGAGGUCUGGCAGUAACCAUCUCUGUGAAUUAUAAGACCAUGUCUACUCUCUCCUGUGAGAACAAAAUUAUUUCCUUUAAGGAAAUGAGUCCUCCUGAGAGUAUCAAUGAUGAAGGAAAUGACAUCAUAUUCUUUCAGAGAAGUGUUCCAGGACAUGAUGAUAAGAUACAAUUUGAGUCUUCAUUGUACAAGGGGUACUUUCUAGCUUGUGAAAAAGAGAAAGAUCUUUUCAAACUCAUUUUGAAAAAAAAGGAUGAAAAUGGGGAUAAGUCCAUAAUGUUCACUGUUCAAAACAAGAAUUAGAUAUUAAAAUUGCAUAAUUUGAACUUUCUGAGUUUUUGUCUUUCAGAAAGGUUGUAAGACUUUGUGUCUAUAAUUGUAAUAAUGAAAUAAAAUGGAUAAUGGUCUUAAAAGAUACCACUGAGAAAUGAAUAAUAAUGUAUCACAAAAUUGAGUUGACUCUUCCUUAUCCAGAUAAAUAAAAUAUUUGCAUAAC
Messenger RNA from Puma concolor (puma), 990 nucleotides. RefSeq names its product interleukin 18 (gene IL18). Lineage: Eukaryota; Metazoa; Chordata; Mammalia; Carnivora; Felidae. The record is from RefSeq and is a predicted model, not a curated record. Gene Ontology annotation, biological process: cellular response to lipopolysaccharide; inflammatory response; positive regulation of gene expression. Gene Ontology annotation, molecular function: cytokine activity.